GACCGUGCGUCUGGCUCACACCCUCACACUUGGUUUCACUAUGCGCUCGUUUAAAAAAAAAAAAAAAAAAAAAACGGCUGGUCUACUACAAACCGUGCAGGUGCUGUGCGUCUUUGGGAGAGGAGGUUGCGGAUGGACGGAUGAGAAGAAGGAGGGAAAAAGAAAGGAUGAUGAAGGGAAGACGAAGAGAAGAACAUAGGAUGUGAGACGGAGAGGCUAAGAAAAAAAAAGAAAGAAGGCGUGUAGCUGUUAAAUGUGCAAGGUCGAAUAUGAGAGAGAUUGGUCGAAAGUGGCACUUUUGCGUGGUGAAGGCUGGUCGGUAAUAGUACUAUGAUUUGGUAUGUGGCCACUCUGAUAGCAAGUGUAUUCAGCAGCAGAGGAACGGCCGCUCAAGGUGCCCAAACAGUGAGGGAGGAGCCCCGGUUUGUGACAGCGCGUGCUGGAGAGAGCGUGAUCCUGGGGUGUGACGUAUCCCCUCCCCUGGACGGCCAGCAGCCACCCUAUGUGGUGGAGUGGUUCAAGUUCGGUGUGCCAAUUCCCUUCUUUAUUAACUUCCGCUUCUACCCACCUCAUGUGGAUCCAGAGUACACAGGUCGAGCCACCCUGCAUGGGAAGGCCUCCCUGCAGAUUGAGCCAGUGCGCUCAGAGGACCAGGGCUGGUACGAGUGCAAGGUCCUGAUGCUGGAGCAACAGUUCGACACCUUCUACAACGGCAGCUGGGUGCACCUCACAGUUAACGCUCCGCCUUUAUUUCUCUCCACACCACCACAGUAUGUUGAAGCCAAGGAAGGAGGAAGCACUCUGCUCAGCUGCUCUGCCCAGGGAAACCCCAAACCCUUGAUCAGCUGGCUACGGGAGGGGGAGGAACUUACAACAAAUGCUAAAUAUUCAGUACAUGAUGGUAGUCUGACCAUCCUUGGCAUCACUCGAGAUGACAGAGGGGCGUACACAUGCCGAGCCCACAGUGACCAGGGUGAAGUUCUCCACACGACCCGUCUGUUGGUUCAAGGGCCUCCAUACAUUGUGUCACCCCCAGAAAACGUCACCGUCAACAUUUCCCAGAAUGCACUCUUUACCUGCCAGGCCGAGGCCUAUCCUGGCAACCUGACCUACACUUGGUUCUGGGAGGAGGACAACGUCUACUUCAAGAAUGAUAUGAAGCUGCGUGUGCGCAUCCUCAUUGACGGCACCCUCAUCAUAUACCGGGUUAAGCCAGAGGAUGCUGGGAAAUACACCUGCAGUCCGAGCAACAGCCUCGGCAUCUCGCCCUCAGCAUCGGCCUACCUGACUGUUCAAUAUCCUGCCCGUGUGAUCAACAUGCCCCCAGUUAUUUACGUCCCACGGAAGCUGCCCGGCAUCAUCCGCUGCCCUGUGGACGCCAACCCACCGGUGAUGUCAGUGAAGUGGGAAAAAGAUGGCUACCCUCUGCGAGUGGAGAAGUACCCUGGUUGGAGUGUGAUGCCAGACGGAAGCAUUAGGGUCGCGGAGGCCACAGAAGACUCCCUGGGCACCUACACCUGUGUGCCUUACAACGCCCUGGGUACCAUGGGCAUGUCCCCCCCUGCUAGUCUGGUGCUAAAGGAUCCCCCUUACUUUAACGUAAGGCCUGGGGGGGAGUACCGUCAGGAGGCUGGGCGAGAGCUUGUAAUACCAUGUGCUGCUUCUGGAGACCCUGAUAUUCCUACUAUCACCUGGAGAAAGGUGGGGAAGCCGAGCAGGAGUAAGCACAACAUCCUCCCCAGCGGCAGCUUACAGUUCGUCUCCCUCAGCAAGGAAGACCACGGAGAAUGGGAGUGUGUCGCCACCAAUGUGGUCACAAGCAUCACUGCCAGCACGCGAAUCCUCGUCAUCGGCACCAGCCCACAUGCUCCAGGAAAUAUCCACGUCCUGCCCGCUACAACUUCUGCUAACGUUUCCUGGGAACCAGGUUAUGACGGUGGCUUUGAGCAGACGUUCUCUGUGUGGUACGGUCCAGUAUCAAAGAGAACAGACUUCGGUCCUCAUGACUGGCACUCAAUGCCAGUUUCUGGUGCUCAGACCUGGUUGGUGGUGCCAGGACUGGAGCCUGGGACUGAGUACCAGUUCAGUGUGUUGGCCCAGAACAAACUGGGCACAGGUCCAUUCAGUGAAGUAGUGACAGUCAACACUGCAGGCUCCCCUCUGGGUACCCCAGAACCACUGGUGCUUCUUACUCCACCACGGUGCCUCACCGCCAAUCGCACCCAGCAUGGUGUCCUCCUCACGUGGCUUCCGCCCGCUAACCACUCCUCACCCAUCGAUCGGUACAUCAUGGAGUUCCGCCUUGGGGAGAGAUGGGAGGUUCUAGAUGACUUGAUCUCAUCCACAGAGACUGAGAUCAUAGCCAAAGACCUUGUUCAGGAGGCCUGGUAUGAGUUUCGAGUGAUGGCUGUCAUGGACGACCUGAUCAGUGAGAGCAGCAACGUGGUCGGAGUUUCUAGUACAGAUCCCUUCCCUCCUCCAGAGUUGCCUGACGAGGGCCUGGCCCGACCGGUGGUGGCAGGAGUUGUUGCGACCAUAUGUUUCCUGGCAGCGGCUGUCCUCUUUAGCACUCUGGCUGCCUGCUUUGUCAAUAAACAACACCGACACAAACUCAAACGUAAACCAGAUCCUCCCUUGUCUGUGACACACUUUAGGAAGAGCAUUGAGUCACCGCCUCCUCUGACCCCAUUGCCUGGGGUAGAGCCCUGCUGGGACGAGCCUGCCAGGAGCAGUUUCUUGCCUCCACCUGCCAGCCCCCUGUUAUCUUCGGGGAAGAUAAGUCCAGAGAGCUCUCCUCCAUCACGACCCCGCUCUCUUUCCUCAGAAGGGUCCCAGGGUCCAGGCCUGUACGUCAGGAAACUGCCAAGCCCUCAGAGUGAAAAAGACAAAGAGCUUUCUUUUUACAAGAAAACCAAGCGCGCCAUAACCAGCAAGAAAUACAGUGUUUCCAAGCAUGAGGCAGAAGUCACUACACCUAUAGAGCUAAUAAGCCGAGGCCCAGAUGGCCGAUUUGUAGUUGAGAGCAGUCCGCCACCUCGACGCAUCCAAGGCUUCCCUUUUGCUGAAGAGUCAGAUAUGUACCCUGAGUUCAGACAGUCUGAUGAGGAGAAUGAUUUUGACCCCGGGCCUCUUCCACCCAUCAUGCCCACCCUUCGGCCCCAGCUGUCUCCAACAUCAUCCAGCCUUGAGUCAACGCAGCCCCCCACCUACAGCCCCCGCCUGCACAGGGCCAUGGAAGGCAUGGGCUUUGCUGAGGGCAGUGCUCUUCACGCCUCAGGUCAGGCACCGGCUUCCCGAUACCGGGGCUUUCCCCACGGUCCAUUCUAUGGGUAUCUCGGCAGCCGCACUGAAUCAGGGAUUCCUCCACCGUUCUAUAUGCCUGACAUCAGCCCACGUAGCUCCGCUCUGUCCUCACCACCGGGCACUGCUGAGGGUCCCUUUGGGUACCCUUCCAUCCCUGAGGAGAGUGGAGAAUUGGAGCAUCAUCAGUACACUGCCUCUGGCCACUCGCUGUCACACAGUCCUCCGUCACACUCACUAGAAAGCUGGCAGCCACAUGAGCUACCUUUCCUAGGUCUGGAGGGUCCAAGGUUCAUUUUUCCUCCUCAUCAUACUUUACAUCAUCCCCAGGACCUCUCUGACCCUCCCCUCUACCCUUCUCAACAUUUCCCUCCCAGUCGCCUGCACCUUCCUUCUCUACAGGAUCCAACAAGCCCUGGCCUCCUGCAGUUGGAGGUUCCUGUGGCUCCCCCAGGCAGAGACAGGCCCCAGGGGCCUCCGGUUAGGCGUUUAGCUAUGCAACAGGCCCAGAGUCUCGGCCAGCUCAGACACACAUCCCACGGUGUGGGUGUACCAGUGUUGCCUUACCCAGACCCGGCACCCUGCACAGGAAGCCCAAGCACAGCCCCCAGUAGUAGUCCCCAGUCCUGGCUCAGCCCGAGAGCAGGGCGCCGGGCAGACCCCAGCCUACCCCCACUAGUCCUCCAGCCCUCUCGCUUGUCCCCCCUCUCUCAGAGCCCCCUUAGCACCCAGCCAGGUUCUCCAGACAUUUUAGUAAGGCCCCCGCCACGUCCCAGUAUCCUCCGCACCUCUCGAUCUCUAGAGAUGCCUGAGAUCACUCGGCAACACUCUGCUACUGUAAGUUUCUCCAGGAGGUCGUCUCUGAGCACCUCUCCCACCCUGAGCCAGCAAGGUGCUGCUGCUGCUGCUCAUUCAAGUCCCAGUUACCAUGCCCAAAUGUCAUAUGCCUCCACUGCAGCCAGUUACCCCUCACAGUCCCCCUCUCCCCCUCCUGAGUGCAGGGAUGUAUUUGGGCAGAGGCCAAGCCAGAGAAGGACAGAGGAGGAGAUGCUACCCUCAGAGCCCUCCCAGCUCCAGAUAUCAGCCUCAGGGGAACCUCUAGGUGCGUCUAGUGAUCCUGCUGAGUCUGAGAGUUUACCAGCACUACUUCAACAAUGUAUAACUAAAGCCAAGGGUCUGGCUGCCAACAACAAUAACAACACAGCUCCGGCGCACAGAACAGGUGCGCACCCAUCUCAGACCCAGCAGCUAUCACAGACACCCAAAGAGGGGACGGACCUGGAAUUCCACAGAAAAAGGAAACGGCAGUGCAAAAAGAACCCCUAUUUCUAUUUGGCCUCCCUCCUGCACCGCAGGAAGUCUGCCGAGGACCAGACAGGUAUUCUGGCCAGCGCAGACUCAGAGAGCUCAAAUUACGGCACUCUACGCUGACCCGUGUGGCCAACUAGCCCCUCCCCCGACUACUUCCUUAGCUGUUUCCAUUUGCUGUACAUUUCCUGUAAUCUCUUAAAGUUCAUUGGUGUUUAGGAAUGGCAGCAGAUAAUCUUAAUCUGAAUUCUUUGAAGUAGAAAAAAAAAGUCUGAUUACAAGUAGACAAGGAAUGGUUUCUUUUUGAAAAAACAAAAGAAAAACUGUCUACACUGCAGUUUUUUUUCUCUCUUUUACACUUGAAAAAGCUUGGAAAAAUAAUUGAUGUACAUACAUAGUAAUAACCAAGUGUGAGUGACGUAUGUGGGGACAAGGUUUCAUAACUAGGGGUGUGUUCACAUCUUUAGGUUUUUCAGUGAAACAGCACACUGUUAAGCCUGGUGCAUCUUUACAGAAAGGGGUUGCGAUCUACCUUUCCUAACAACGAAAUAGUGUCAGUAUUUAAAACACAGGGUUCUCAACCGCAAAAAUAUACCUCAGAGUAAAACGCAGAAUUGCUGUAAUUCUUGUGGUAUACUGUACGUACUUGACCUGUUUUGAAUAUGAAUCGUGUAGAUAAAAGGGUUUAUAUCUGACACACACACACACGCACACACACAUACAUACACGCAUUGUGCUUAUACAAACAGCUAAUAUGACGACUAUUACGGUAUCUCUCUCUCAUCUUGUGUGGAUAUUCAUUUAUGAUACAGUGCCAACGAUUAGCGACACAGUCUGACCUUCUUCAGUGGCUCAGUGUGUGUUUUUGCCUGUUGUUGCUGUUCUGACAUGUACAAGUCCAGAGUGCAACAAGUGUGGAGGACACUUCAGCCCAGCCCUGUGCUCUCUUAGAGAGGAUGAAAUCAUGUCAAUUUGACCAAACAAUUUGGUUUAAAAGGUUGUUGGUGCAAGUCCGCUAUCUGUAUAUCUGGGGUGUAUACAGUACAACUUCUAUUUCUAAAUUGCCAUUUCUUUAGCUCUGCAUUUAUACCACAAUUAGUUAGACAAUUAGCCACGACAGUUUACCAAAACCUCUUGUGGUCAUGUCAUUGCCUAAACACUUGAAUUAAAACCCAGACAUUUGUUUGACAGACAUCUAUUCCACCAACUCUAAAAGAAAAAAUACACAUAGGGUUUGUUUUUUUUGUCAUAAUUUGGUUUAAUUUUUUUUUUCUUUUUUUUUUUUGCAUUUUAGUAAACGGCUUACAUUUUAGUAAGGUUUUCCAUUUUAACGCUCUGGCUGCUUUAUCUAUUUAGGCUCUUCAAAGACUUUACACAGGGCUUAGAAAACCAAAUAAGUUGUAUUAAAAAGCUAACUGACAUAUUCUAGCAUACAGUACACACAGGUUUAUAUUUCUUUUCUGACAAAGAGUCCCCUGUGUUCUUAAACACUUGACUCUUCGAACAACAAUCUGGGAGUCAUACCACUAGGACUUGGGAAUAUUUUGAAGGUAACUGUUGCAAACACUCCACUACAUGGCACGCCUUGCUGUGCCUUUUUUGGGGGUUGGGGGGGGGGUUGGGCGAGUGCUUGUUUUGUAACAUUUGCUGCCUUUUUAUUUACCUUUUCAUAAGUCUCCCUGUGUAUUACUUUAUAAUUAUGUGUCUGUAUUUUGUUUUCCAUGGCCAGAUGGAUACAGCACAUACAUUUAAGAUACAAAUACAGCAUAAAACUGGAAUCAAAUGAAGGUCUUUAAAAAAAAGGUGCUACAUUUCUUUUUAAUGGUCAUAGUGUUUUUUCAGCACCUCGGUAUUUGAGUGAUUACGUUUAGCCACGGUUACUUAUGAGGCUGCAAUGUUAG
Molecule: messenger RNA, 6509 nt
Organism: Cynoglossus semilaevis (tongue sole)
Lineage: Eukaryota; Metazoa; Chordata; Actinopteri; Pleuronectiformes; Cynoglossidae
Gene: igsf9ba
Product: immunoglobulin superfamily, member 9Ba
Exons: 21
Coding region: 331-4731 (1466 amino acids)
Biological process (GO): cell-cell adhesion
Molecular function (GO): protein binding
Source: RefSeq, a predicted model, not a curated record